Messenger RNA from Metarhizium album ARSEF 1941, 1884 nucleotides. RefSeq names its product DEAD-like helicase. Gene Ontology annotation, cellular component: nucleolus. Lineage: Eukaryota; Fungi; Ascomycota; Sordariomycetes; Hypocreales; Clavicipitaceae. The coding region runs from base 1 to 1884 and encodes 627 amino acids. The record is from RefSeq and is a predicted model, not a curated record. Gene Ontology annotation, molecular function: nucleic acid binding; ATP binding; RNA helicase activity. The transcript has 2 exons.
AUGGCCCCUGGAAAGGUCGUGUCCAGGAGGGAUCCCAGAGCGUGGGAUAACCUCGCGCCGCCGCUCGCGGAAUGGAUCUUGGACGCUGUGUCAACCAUGGGAUUUUCCCACAUGACGCCUGUCCAGGCCGCUACCCUGCCGCACUUUAUGGGCAACAAGGAUGUCGUGGUUGAGGCCGUCACCGGCAGUGGUAAAACAUUAUCCUUUUUAAUCCCAACCGUCCAAAAGAUUUUGCGCCUCGAGGAGCCAACCAAAAAACACCACAUCGCCGCCAUCAUUGUCUCGCCCACAAGAGAGCUCGCUGCUCAGAUUCACUCAGUUCUCCUGUCAUUAUUAGCAUUCCACCCGCCAUCUGCGGAGAUACUACCGCAUCUCCAGGCCGACGAGAAACGGCCCUCGACCACAACUCCGGUCAUUGUACCCCAACUACUCGUCGGAGGCACGACCUCUACAGCCCAAGAUCUGACUUACUUUAUCCGCCAUAGCCCAAAUGUUCUGAUAUCUUCACCUGGGCGACUGGUUGAGCUGUUGUCCUCGCCGCAUGUCCAUUGCCCCCAGUCUUCGUUCGAGAUGCUUGUCCUUGACGAGGCAGAUCGACUGCUUGAUCUGGGGUUUAAACCUGACCUUCAGAAAAUCAUUUCGCAUUUGCCCAAGCAGCGACGUACUGGUUUGUUUAGCGCCAGUGUCAGCGAAGCAGUCGGCGAAAUUAUUCGAGUCGGCCUGCGAAACCCCGUCAAGAUUGAGGUUCGAGUCAAGAUGAGGGAUGGUGGAUUAUUGCAAGAUAGAAAAACACCGGCCAGUCUGCAAAUGGCCUAUCUCAUCUUACCAGCGACGCAAAAGUUGCCGGCAUUGGCGCAGCUUCUUGGAAAACUACCAAUCACCCCGCAAAGGACCAUUGUCUUCCUAUCUACGUGUGCAGCCGUCGACUACUUUCAACACGUCCUGCCGUGUCUCCUUCCGGUCGAGUUUUCAUUAAUAUCGCUACAUGGAAAACACCCGGCCAACGUGCGGGAGAAGAACUUCAACAGGUUUUUGAACUCUGUAUCUCCCACCGUUCUUCUGACGACAGAUCUGGCGGCUCGUGGUCUCGAUAUCCCCCAGGUCGAUCUAGUGGUGCAAGUCGAUGUACCCUCUGAUCCCAAAGUGUUCAUCCACCGAAGUGGAAGAGCUGGACGCGCGGGACGAAAAGGACUCGCCGUCGUCAUGCUUCACCCCGGGCGGGAAGAAGAUUACGUGCGAUUCCUGGACAUUCGCAAGACGCCAAUCACUCCAUUGGAGAAACCGCAAAUCGCUAUAUCGGAACAAGAUGCCACCGAUGCCGUAGAUCAAAUACGCAAGUUGGCCAAGACAGACAGAGCAAUCUACGACAAAGCACAAAAGGCGUUUGUGAGCUGGGUGCGAAGUUACGGCGCGCACCAAGCAACUUCAAUAUUCCGAGUCUCUGAUCUCGAUUGGGAAGACUUGGCAAAGGCAUGGGGGCUGCUCAGGAUGCCCAGGAUGCCAGAGCUCAAGAAUUGGAAGGGCGACAAGACGCUUGGUGUGGAAAUGGACUGGGACACAUUUGCAUACAAGGAAAAGACGCGCGAAAGGGCAAGGGUAGAAGCCAUUGAGGCCGCAAAAAAUGAUGUGGAUGCCGACAAGAGGGACGACAAGAAGCGCAAGAGGAAGAAUGAGGCGUGGAGCGGCAAGCACCAGAAACAGGAGCAGCGCAACGAGAGGCGCGAGAAGAGACACAGGAAGAAAGAGGCCGAGAAGGUGGCCAACAUGACGGACAAUGAAAGGUUGGACAAGAUGAAACUAGACGACCUCAUCAGGCAGGUCAGAGCGCAGAACUGCACAGAGGCCGCGUCAAGAGAUGACGAGUUUGAGGGCUUUGACGAUUAA